Molecule: messenger RNA, 8115 nt
Organism: Aphidius gifuensis
Lineage: Eukaryota; Metazoa; Arthropoda; Insecta; Hymenoptera; Braconidae
Gene: Camta
Product: calmodulin-binding transcription activator 2-like
Exons: 16
Coding region: 452-4258 (1268 amino acids)
Biological process (GO): regulation of transcription by RNA polymerase II
Cellular component (GO): nucleus
Molecular function (GO): protein binding; double-stranded DNA binding; transcription coregulator activity
Source: RefSeq, a predicted model, not a curated record
CAGGUCAGAUACGCGGAAAUUCAUUAUUUUUUUUAAUGUGAUUAUAUUGUGCAAUAAAUAAAUAUUAAUAAUAACAUUAAUUUAAUUUAAUUAUAUUAUUAUAAAUGUGUUUUUAAAUUGUGAUUGACUGUCAUGAAUAAUGUGUCAUAUUAAUUUGAGUUAAACAUUGUUGAGUUACAAAAAAAAAAAAAAAAAAAUUCUUUUUUUUUUCUUUAUUUAUUUUAGUUUUUAUAUUUUUUUUUAAUGUCAAAAUGAGAUUUAUUAAUAUGGGCUACUACUUUCAAUCUGUCAUGCAAGCUAUAAUAAUUAUGGAAGUGUUGAUAAUGCCUGGUUGUAUAUUAUCAAUUAUAAACAAUUAAUAAUUAUAAAAAUAAUAUAUAAACACUCCACAUUUUCUGGAUUGAUAUCAGUGAUUGUGGACUCAAAUUGAUGAUUGUUCAAGACAGUGGAUAUGCGGCAAGUAGUGGUACUUGAGCCAGCUGGCAGUGUACUUGUCAUAAGACAAACUUCAAUAAAUCAAACAGCUAAUAAUACAACAAAUAAUACAAAUAAUUUACAUUACAAUGAUAAUCAUCAAAAUAAUAAUAAUACAUUAAAUGAUCAUAAUCAAAAUCGUAUUGUUGUUGUUCGUUCGUCAUCGACAUCUUGCAUGACAACACAAAAUAAUGGAAUUUUAGUCAAUGGAAAUAUUAAUUUAAAUAAUAAUAAUAAUAGUAAUAAUAAUGUUAUUAUUAAUAAUAAUAUAAAUACAAAUAAUAGUAUUAAAAAAAAUCAAAUAACAUUGUCAUCUGAUACGGGAAGUAUUAUUUUAAAAUCAUCUGGUGAACAUCAUAAAAUUAAAAAUUAUACUGGUGAUAUUAAAACCAAUAAAGAAACGAGUCAAGAAAAACAGCAGAAUAUUGGUGGUGGUGGUGGUGGUGGUGAUGUGAAAAUUGAUGCAACGGAUAUUAUUUCUGACGGGGAUCCAAUAAAAUUACCAGAAAACUUGGAGACUCUACCGCGAGCUGAGCAUUUUCCUACUCAACGACAUCGAUGGAACACAAACGAGGAAAUUGCAGCAAUACUAAUUAGUUUUCAGAGACACGGAGAAUGGCAAUCAAGGGAAGUCAAGGUUCGUCCAAAAAGUGGCUCAAUGUUACUUUAUUCCAGAAAAAAAGUACGAUAUCGAAGAGAUGGAUAUUGUUGGAAAAAAAGAAAAGAUGGAAAAACAACUCGUGAGGAUCAUAUGAAAUUAAAAGUUCAAGGUGUCGAAUGUAUAUAUGGUUGUUAUGUACACUCAGCAAUUCUUCCCACAUUUCAUCGUCGUUGUUAUUGGUUACUCCAAAAUCCUGAUGUUGUACUCGUUCAUUAUUUAAACGUUCCAUAUCCAGAUGGUGAUGCUAAAUUAGCAGCAUUACCACCAUGUCUUGCUUUACCACCAGAUAAAAAAGAAUGGACACGUGAUGAGCUUGCAUCACAAUUAAGGCCAAUGUUUCUUGGUGGUGAUGAUGACCCAAAUAAUCCACAUUUAAAUCAACAAUCAAAUCAUCCUGUUGAUAUGAUUGUAUCACAAUUAUUGGAUAGACAAAGAGCAUCAUCAACAGCCCUAACAACAACUGCUCCACUUGCACCCCGAAGAUUAACACCAGACAAUCAGGUAACGUCAACGACUGAAGUCCAACAGCCGUCUUCAACGGGUCCAUCUGCACCACGUGUUUAUUCUCGACAUUCCCAUGUUACCCAAAAUCAACAAUCAGCUCCUUUAGUAUUGAGUCUUCAACAAAUUCAAGGAGGUGGAGGUCUUUUGAUACUUAACAGUCAACCAUAUCAUCAACAGCAACAACAACAGCAACAACAACAGCAGCAGCAACAACAACAACAGCAGCAACAACAGCAGCAACAGCAACAACAGCAACAACAACAACAUCAACAACAACAACAGCAGCAUCAGCAACAACAACAACAACAACAUCAUAAUAAUUCUCAACAACAAACACAAACAAAUCAACAAGUUGAAAUGCAAACAAUAAAUGAACAAACAUUAAUACAACAAACAAAUAAUUGUAAACAACAACAAAUACGUCAUGAUAUUGAUACUAAAGAAGGAAUAAUAAGACAGUCAUCAGAUGUACAAACAAUUCAAACAACUGGUAAUAAUACUGGUAUAACUGAUUUUGUUGAAACAUUAGAUUUUAGUCAAGAAGAUAUACAAAGAACUCUUAUGGCAAAUAUGGUAUCACCAUCACCAGCAUCAUCACCGUCAGACAAUCAUAUUAUAAAUCCAAUGGAUUUUAUUGAUCCUUCAGAGGAUGUACUUGUUAAUCUUGAUGCAUUUGAUGUAUUUGGUGAUUUACCAGAAUUACAUGAUUUUGAGACUGAACAAAUUAAAAUUGAAGAUAGAUCACAUAAUGAACAAAAUUGUCAUACUGGUGCUGCUGUACAUAUUGCUGAAUAUAGUCCAGAAUGGAGUUAUACUGAAGGUGGUGUAAAAGUUUUAGUUGCUGGUCCAUGGACAGGUGGUAGUGGAUCACAAUCAUAUUCAGUAUUAUUUGAUGCUGAACCUGUUGAAGCUUGUUUAGUUCAACCUGGUGUAUUACGUUGUCGUUGUCCAGCACAUGCACCUGGUGUUGUAUCACUUCAAGUUGCAUGUGAUGGUUUUGUUGUAUCAGAUAGUGUAGGAUUUGAAUAUAGACGUAUACCAACAAUUGAAUCAAGUCCAGAAAAAGCACUACUUGAUCGUCUUGCUGAUGUUGAAUCAAGACUUCAAGGACCUGGUUUACCAUCACCUGCAGCUCAUCUUGAAGAACGUUUAGUUGCAUAUUGUCAGGAUGCAGUUGUUCGUCCUUGGCGAGCUGGUGCUGAGCCUUUACAAUCUGGUGGUCCAACUCUUCUUCAUCUUGCUGCUGGUCUUGGUUAUUCACGUCUUGCAUGUGCUCUACUUCAUUGGCGAGCUGAAAAUCCAAGUAGUGUUCUUGAUGCCGAAGUUGAUGCUCUUCGUCAAGACUCCGCUGGACUUACUCCUCUUGCUUGGGCUUGUGCUGCUGGACAUGCUGAUACUGCUCGAAUUCUCUACCGGUGGAACGCAAUGGCCCUACGUGUGCGAGAUUGUGAUAACAGAACAGCAACUGAAUUGGCUGCAGCAAAUGGUCACAUGGAAAUAACAGAGGAAUUGAAUCGGUUGGAAGCAAGAAGACAGGAUGGACUAUUUUUGAGGCCAGCAAGUCCAAUACCAAGACGGCCAUCACAAGACAGCGGUCUCGAUUUGGCCUUGUGUGGUUCACCGCUUCUGGACAACAUGGAAUUGUUGCAAGAUGAUGACUCAUCCUUAGGCAUUGGCCAACAAGAAAUGGAGAGUACUCCAAGCUCUCAAUCGUCUGUAGGGGAGGAAGAUGCACGAGUACUGACCUUGGCCGAUCAAAUAAUUGCUGCAACACCAGAGAGAAUCAAGAGGGCCGAGGGUGAUAUAUCCUCCCCCUCCCUGCCGCAAUCACCACCACCACCGUCCUUGAUACCACUCGAGGAUACACUCAUAGAACAAAUGCCACUAGAUACCGGCGAAUUGUUCGAAUCUUAUCGAGAGUGCAGCGGCGGGGCGGCAUCAGUAUCGGAUGUGGACGCAGAAGCAAGUCCAUCGAGUCCAUCGAGCAGUUGUUUGACACCAGAUUCCCCAUCACCACCACCAACAACCGCCGAUUUUUGCGAAUUUCUACAGCUACAAUUACAGCUGGAUGGUGGCAAUUGCCAUAAUAAUUAUUCUUAUAAUAAUGAACGUACUAUUUGUAAAAAUGUUUGUAGUGGUAUUAUUGGUGAUGGUAAUGAAGCAGAUUUAAGUAGAUUAACAUUAUCUGAUCGUGAACAAAGAGAACUUUAUCAAGCAGCAAGAAUGAUACAAAAAGCUUAUCGUAAUUAUAAAGGAAGACAGAGACAAGAAGAAGCUGAAAGACAUGCAGCUGUACUUAUUCAACAGUACUAUAGACGACACAAACAAUAUGCUUAUUACAGACAAGCAACAAAAGCGGCACUUGUUAUACAGAGUAACUAUCGUAAUUACCGAGCACGUCCAGGUUCAACUGGAACAAGGCAGCAAUCUGUUCAUCAGCAGGCAGCUCAUCAAGCUGCCAGAAAAAUUCAACAAUUUAUGCGACAAUCUAAAAUUAACUUGUCGUGGGACGAUUCACGACCGACUGCAGAACGCCAGGGCCGUCGCAAACGUGAACGUGAGGCAGCAAGCUCACAAUUCACGGGCGGUUGUUGUCCUCCAAAGCUCGCUCUUAUCUAGCCCAGGUGCCAGCCCAGAGGCCAACUGAUUGUCAAGCAUGUCACAAAUCAAAGUAAAAAUACAACACACUAAAUAUUAACAGUGUGAUAAAAUAAAAAAAAUACAAAAAAGUAUAACACCAAUAUGUUAAAGAAAAACUUGUCUCUCUGAAUUCCAAAUUUUUGGCCGUCCGUCACGUACCUUCGAUAUUUUUUCUUCAACUUCGAAAUAUAUAUAAAAAAAAAUCAAAAAAAUGUCGAAUGAAAAACUGGGUCAACUGCAAAAUAAUCAGAUCCAGACCGGAAUCUAAAAAUGCUGAACUUUUUGAAGUUACAUUUUCUCUAUUUCUUUUGUUUUUUUUUCUUUUUUUUUUUGUACUUUUAUUUUUCUACCAAGUAAAUUGCAAAUAGAACAACGAAGUUUCUUAUUCAAAACUUAAAAAUUUAUCCUAAAAGAUUCUGAAAAAUUUUAUUUUUUAUGGUCACUAAGGAAGAUAAAGUUUUUUUUUUUUCGACUGUUUCCUUUGUUCUUUUUUAAAAUGCAAAACUUGGAUUAAUUGUUGAUGAGAUUAGAUAAAUUUUUGAUGUUUCUCUGCUGAAAUUAAUGAAACAUUGUUUUAUUUUCCUUAAUUUAAUGAGUCUAUUGUGUUUAUGAUUUUUAAAAAUAAAUUUAAACUAUUUAUUUUAUUAAUUUAUUUGUUUUUAAAUCAAUAAAAGACAUAGAGAAUACUUGUGAAAAAUAAAACUAGCUCACGUUAAGCUAAAGAAAUAAAUUAAAAAUUAAACAAUAUUUAAAAAAAGUUUGAUAAUUAAUAAUAUACAUAAUGUGAUAAAUCCAUGGUGAUCCAAGAAAGUAUUUCCGAAGCUCCGUGAAUGUAAAAUACAAAAUGAAAAUAACGAUACAAAUGUUGAACAAUCGUAAAAUGGUGCAUAAUAAUUAAAUAGAUAAAUUCAAAAAUGUUUUAAUUCCAAUAAUAUUUUUUAAUUAAUAAAACAUAAAAACUUUUUUUUUAUUAAUUUAUUAUUAUAUAUAUUUUUUUUCUCUACAAUAAAUUACUACUAAUCAUUAUUUUAUUUUUAAAUAUAAAAAAUAGCGUAAACUUUGAGCUUUGAACUUUUAAAUGAUUCUCAGUCACGCCACUGCAUUUUUUUUUUUUCCAUUUGUAUCAAAUUUUAGAUUGUUUAUCAUUUAAAAUAUUAAACAAAUAAUUACAUGAUAAUUGAGAAAGUUUUAUGAAUGAUUAAAUACCAAUAGUUAUAAUAUUUAAAAAAAAAAUAACAUAUUUAAAUUAAGAAACAGAAAAAAAUAAAAUUGAUUAUAGUUAUUAAGUUUUCACGCUCAAUUCACAAUUUUAAAAACAAUAAUAUUUUGUGAAAUUUAUUAAUACCUUCAUAAUUUUGUCAUUUAUUUGUAGAUUACAGUUGAAAUGCUAGUCAACUUGUAGAAUAAAAAAAUUUUAAUAUUAAAAAAUAUAUAGGCCAGAUAAUACUGAGGAAAAAUAAAACAAAUUCAAAUUACUCGAAUUUUAAAUUUGCAUAAAAGAAAAAAAAUAUUGUGAACGAGUAAUUAAUAAUGAAUAUUAUAAAUAUCAUACAUAAAUUAUUAUACACAUGAGUCAAUUUCAAUGAGCAUAUUUCAUGCUAUUAAAAUUAAAUGAGGGAUUAUUAGAUUUAAAUAACAAAAAUCAAUUUCGAUUUCGAUGAGGAAAAAUUCGGUAGAAAAAAAAGUCGUACAGUAAAAAAAAUAAUAUAAUCUUUCAAUUGUUAUUAAAUAAAAAUUAAUUCAUUAUCCUUGAUUAAUUAAAUGAUACUUAAUAUAAAAAAAAUUGAGAAAGGAAGAAAAAAACGGAAUGAAAAGUAAGAUAAAUUAUUAUUAUAUACAAACUAUUAUGAUAUCUAAUAUUUUUGCUUAUUACAUAUUUAAAAAAAAAAUAUAUAUAUUAUUAAAGUUUAGGAUAUUAUCGAUAUUGAUAAUGAAUUUUUCUCAUUCGAGGUAAUAAAUUAUUAGCCUAUAUAAUGUGCCCUUUCGCACGAAAAAAAAAACUAUAAAUAAAAUACAAAAUAUUUAAAUAAAAAAAUGAAUUUAAUCAAGUACGAAUUAUAUUGAAUUUUACAUAAAAGACAAUUCAUACUUUUUUUUUUUUUUUUCUGAUAGAUUAUUAUUAAUAAGUGAAUUAAUUAAUAAAUUUUUGAUUAAUUUGAAUAAACAUAAAGAUAUUAGAAUACUUGGAAACAGUAUUUUUAACUUAUUUGAGACUUAUAAUUGAAAAAUAAAAUUUAAAUAUAAUUAUGAUAAAAUGAAAAUCUUAGUGCAGUAUUUUUAAAUCUCCAGAUUGAUAUUAAUUAAUUUGGAUUAAUAGUUUUCUUGCUAUUUUCAAUCGUACUACAAAAAAAAAAAAAAACUUAAUUAAUUCACUGAUAAUGCAAGUUUCUAUAUUUAAGAAUUUAAAUCGUAUUUUGCUGAUACAUUAGUUUCCAAAAAUAUUGAAAUUAAAAAAAUUGAAUUAGAUGCUUCAAAAAGAAUUUUUGUCAGUCAAAUUAAAUUAUUCUUGGAUUAAAUUAUUUUACAUUUAAAAUUCAAGUAUAUUUGUGUUUAAAAAGAAUAAUUUAUUUUUCAAUUUUCGAAAUUCAGUUUCUAAUUAAUUUAAAAUAUAUUAAGUAUUUAAAUAAAUUUAAAAAAUAUACUUGAAUUUUAGAUGAAUCUAAAAUAAUUAAAUUCAAAAAAUUAUAAAAUGAAUGAUUACUAGAAAUGAAUAAAACAACAAGAAAAAUUGCAAAAAAAAAAAAAACAAAAUAUAAAUUAAAUAAAUAAAAAUUUUUAAAUUUUACAUAAGAAAGCCAAGAGUCAAAGAGGACUAGAUGAUAGGUGCCGCAUGGCCUAAUUGCUGCCACUUUAAUUAAAUUUUAAAUGAUUAAUCAUAACUUUAUUACUACUGCGAUUUAAUGAAAAUAAUAAUAAUAGUAAUAAUUAAAAAAAAAAAAAAAUUACAGAGAGAUUCAAAUGAUAAAAUAUAAAAAAAUUUUAAAAAAUAUAAAAUAUUAAUACAAUUGAAUAAACAAUGAUUAAAAAAUGUCAUGUCACUUUACAAUUAAUUUUUAGAAUGCAACAUGACAAUUAUUCAUAGAAAUUAGAAAAGAAAAAAUACAUACAUAAAAUAUUUCUCUUUCAAAUCAAUAUUUAAAUUACACUAGACGUGAAAAUAAAAAUAAAAAUAAAAAACAAUAUUUAAUUUCAAUUAUUCAGUCUAUAGAAAUAAUUCACGGGUUUUGAAAUUUUCAAAUGUCGAAAUCGUCAGUCGAGACGAGCUUUGUUGUUAUCAAUUGUUCUCAAGCUCGUCAAUAAAAAUUUAGAAAAUUAUUUUAUAGAAAAUGUAAAAGAUAAAAAAAAAAAAGAACAAUAUCUUCUGUUGAUUAUUAUUAUAAUUAUUGUUCAUUUUCUUAAAAAUUAUAUAUGCAUUUGUUUAUAAUUAUUAUUUAUUAUUUAAAAGUUAUAAUAUGUAAUAUUUCUUUAGCGAAAAAAAAAACAAAAAAAACGUCCAUUUAUCAAUUUUCUCAAAAGAUAAAAAAAUAAAAAACAUACAAAUAAUAUUAAUUAUUGAUAAUUAAAAAGAUAAUAAUUUAUGAAUAGUUUAAAAAGUUUCGAGGAUUAUUUCGACAUAUUUCAUGACUCAGCGUUGUUUUUUUUUUUGUGCAUUGAAAUUUUUUGAUAACCUUGGAUUAAUUAAAAAUAAAUUUGGAUUCAAAUGGACUUAAAAAUAUUAUUAACAAAAAGAUAAUAAUAUUAACAAUAAAUUUGAAAAAAUAAGUUUUACAGUUACGAAGGCAUUAUCGUAAAUUUCGAUGGAACAUUAAAAAAAAAAAAACGCAUUUGCUACUUUA